UGAUUCACUUAGACAACCCGGAAGUCAUGUUUGUUUAUCUCGGUAAAAGUGCAAACAAAUUUCUUUCUGCGGUUUUUAUUGUAAGGGUCUCGUUAGUGAACUUAAGCAUGGGCAGCAAGUCGGUUUUACCUACAAAAGAACAAGCUCUUAAAGGCAGAGAAGAGAAAAUGGUCGUGGCAGCGAAACAUGCAGCCACAGGGAAGCCCACAGUAGAGCCAUUUCCUGAUGGGACAGAGAUGAUCAUGUUUGGUAUGGGCUGUUUUUGGGGUGCAGAGAGACGCUUCUGGACUCUUCCUGGUGUGUUCUCAACUCAGGUAGGAUACGCAGGUGGAUUCACCCCCAACCCUACCUACAAGGAGGUGUGUACAGGUCUGACGGGUCACACGGAAGUGGUGCGAGUGGUCUACCCUCCUAAAGACGUGAGCCUGGAGAAACUGCUGAAGGUGUUCUGGGAGAGCCAUAACCCCACUCAAGGUAUGGCUCAAGGGAAUGAUAAAGGUACACAGUAUCGCUCUGCUAUCUACACAUACAGUCCAGAACAGCAGGAGCAAGCCAUGAGGAGUAAAGAGGCCUACCAGCAGGCUCUGAAGCAGAAAGGUCUGGGUGAGAUCACCACAGAAAUCAGCCAGAACACUGUGUUCUACUACGCUGAGGAUUACCAUCAGCAGUACCUGCACAAGGUGCCUAAUGGUUACUGCGGGUUAAAGGGCACGGGGGUCACCUGCCCUUUCAGCUCCAACAAGGAAGAACUUUGACUCAGAGGCCACUGGAGAGCAUGUCUGCUUUUCUAACUCAGGUGUUUAUAGCAGGUGUGAGUGAGUGAGAGAUUAUUACAAUACAGGAUAAUCAUGAUUAAUAAAAUACAGGGAAUGUAUAAUGUAUGAAUAAUUAUAUCUUUACAUGCAGUACAUUUGAAAUCACUGCUGUGUGUUCUAAACAAAGGAAGUCAAUUUAAAGGAAUAUUCCAGUGUUUUUCAGGCUGAUCUCUCUUUCUCUCUCUCUCUCUCUCUCUCUCUCUCUCUGUGUAGCAUCUGACACACAUAUGUGGUUACCACAGAACAAAAUUUCAAUGUUUCUCAGUACAGACAAAAGAAUGUAAUAUUUCACAUGGUCAGAUUUUAACAUUUUCUACUAUAUAUGGUCCUUCUGUGGUUUCUCUACAGGAUUUACCCUUGCUUACCCCCAAAAGUGAAAAAAGAGAACAUUAAAGAUUUAAUUCCAGUUCUGUUUAAAGAUGCCACACCUACUUCUACACUUACAACCUAAUUUACUUUCAAAAUUACUGCCAACGUUUCCAGUGAGAAAUAAUUUCUCACUUUGAUUAUCAGCAUUAUCCGCAUCAAUCUCCGUCUCAUCACCUGAGGUAAAAGUCACUCAUGGCUUUUAAACACAAGCCUCAUCCUCGUCUGUUCAGUCAGCUGAUCACUAUUCAUGCUAACAUCAGUGUAGAAAUAAUCACUGAUUCAUUCAGUCGGUAAUUUCACUAUGGCAUAUAGCUAUCCAAAGAUUUGACUGUGAGGAAAUCAGACUUCCAAGGUUUUAGACAUCUGUUAAACUGGCUCCUUACACAUAAGGUUAGAAAGCAACCUAAACACAAACAGGUAAAUACAGUACAGUAGAGAUGUCAAAGUAUAUUAUUGGCAGAAAAAUUUCGAUAUUUCGAUUUCCAUGAAAACUCAGUUUUUCAUCCUUUUCGGCAGUUUUGUAGAAUUUAGUCGUAUGGACGUCCAGCAUGUUUUAUGCAAAAUUUGCGUAUAAUAGUAGUCUAAGGGAGAUUGUUGAAUUCCACCUAUAUGUUUGUAGUGUGUUAGUUUACGAUGUGAAUUCAACACUAUGUUACACUCUAACUAUGUUACACUCUAAUAAUGAAGAAUGGCUUAUCAAAGCUGCUCAUAUGUAGUUUUAUCAAGCUAUUCAACAAUGAACAAAUAAAGUAAAUCCAGUAAUUUACACUUAAGGCUUUACAGUAUCCAUAUGCCAUCCUACCAAUAACCGCAUAACCACUAGUUCUUUCCUUAUGAGUCAGCAUUUUGUGUAAACAUUUGCUGACUUUCCUAACAACUGCCAGUUCCAUUUUUUUUUUUUUUUUUUUUUUUUUUUUUUUUUUUUGCGUAAACAGGUUUUCUGUUCUUUUCUCAUUAAAAGGAAAAGUUUCUAAAUUCUUGCCUGUAGUAAUCCUAUGUGCAUUACAUAUGCAGUAGAUAGAGAUUACGUUGAAAAACACUGAAAUAUUUCUUUAACACUGAACAGAGAUUUAAGAGGAGUUAAUUAAUAUUAAUAUUAAGAGGCUAUAUGGUUCAUCUCAAUUAAGUAUUCCACACUAAUGAUUAUUUCAAAAGCAAUGUGAUACACUAAAGUGGAAACUGUGGUGAGACUUGAUUCUGUGGAACACUCAGAACAGCUUCAAAUUUGCCUAAAUAUUUUUUCUCUUUGCUUUUUGUCUAUAAUUAAAAAAAUAAUAAUAAUUGUAUGCAGAAUAUUAGACCUGAUGUUCUUGGUGUUCGCUUUACUGUGUUCUCUGCUCUAACACACAUGAACUAAUUGAUCAGCUCUUUACUGGGGUGUGUUAAAGCAGCAAAAACACACAUGGUGUGUUCUAUAUUUUACAUUCUACAUUUCUGUCCUAUGUGCAGUGGUGAUUUUAGCAUGCAGGGAAAUAACAAUGUGCCUUGAAAAAGUAGCAUGUGCAGCCUCAAAAUGGUGUCUAAGGCUUCAAAACCAGAAUCUAUGUCAGCAUAAUUCAAUAAAUGAUCACAUUUCAUUAAGAUGAAA
This is a messenger RNA of Pangasianodon hypophthalmus (striped catfish), 2772 nucleotides long. RefSeq names its product methionine sulfoxide reductase Ab (gene msrab). Gene Ontology annotation, biological process: cellular response to oxidative stress. Gene Ontology annotation, cellular component: cytoplasm. The record is from RefSeq and is a predicted model, not a curated record. The transcript has 6 exons. NCBI's taxonomy places the organism in Eukaryota, Metazoa, Chordata, Actinopteri, Siluriformes, Pangasiidae. The coding region runs from base 27 to 755 and encodes 242 amino acids. Gene Ontology annotation, molecular function: peptide-methionine (S)-S-oxide reductase activity.